UGCUUUAAAACAUGCGCAGAUCCCGUAUGCUUUAUGCUUUAAAAUGAGUGGUUAUCGUAAUAUACCGAAUAAAACAGCUUUUCAUUGGAAAGAAAGGUGAUUGCUAUAGACAUGGGAUCCGUAAUUCUACUAUGUUUCGUAUUUUCCAUGUUUAUUCACAAAUCUUAUGGACAGGUAUCUCUGCUUCAUAACAGUACCUCAGAUAAAAAUGGUCUGUUGCUUAGUACUGUAACAGGAAAAGUACCAAAUAUGUUACGAGACAUACUAAAACGGGAAUCACUGGAACGCUUAUCUAUGGUGCAGAGGAUACACAGUUUGGAAAGGAAGGACCAAGAAAUGGAAGCAGAAAUUACAAAACUUAAAGGAGAAUUGAGUAAGAUGAAUGAGACUUUACAACAGGAAUUCAGAGCAAAAAAUGAUGUCUAUCUUCUGGCUAAAACAUUUGAAACUGCUCUUGGGGUUCUGAAUAAAUCAAGUUUACAAUGGACAGAGAUUUCUAAGUUGCCUGACAAUACAGACAACUACAGAAAUUGCUUGGAUAUUUUACGGAAAUUUCCGAGUCUACAAGGAAUUGAUGGGGUUUUUGAAAUAACUAUAGCCUCCAAGCCAAAGUUUGUGUACUGUGACAUGACAACAGAAGGAGGAGGGUGGACGGCUAUACAAAGAAGACAGGAUGGGUCUACAGAUUUUUACCGGACAUGGUCAGAAUAUAAACAAGGAUUUGGGGAUCCCUCUAAAAACUACUGGAUUGGAAAUGACGCAAUCUAUGAGUUGACAAAGAACAAGGACCAGGAACUCCGGGUUGAGCUACAAAGAUUUAAUGGUGAUACAGCAUAUGCACAGUACUCCACAUUUUAUGUUGGGGAUGAAGGCAGUAAAUACAAAUUCACUGUAUCGGGGUAUUCAGGAACAGCAGGUGACAGUCUGGAUUAUCACAAUGGAAUGAAAUUCACCACUAAAGACCAGGAUAACGACGGGAAUAGUGGUCACUGUGCUGUAUCAUAUCACGGAGCCUGGUGGUACAACAACUGUCACCACUCAAACCUGAAUGGACUCUACCUACAGUCUGGUGUGUCUGGUGCUCAUUACGCGGCAUGGUAUGUCUGGAAAAGUAAAUGGGAAGCAUUAAAACAGACUGUGAUGAUGAUCAGACACAGAAACUAAAGAUUUUCAAAAUACACAAUUACAAAUGUA
This is a messenger RNA of Saccostrea cuccullata (small rock oyster), 1194 nucleotides long. RefSeq names its product ficolin-2-like. The record is from RefSeq and is a predicted model, not a curated record. The transcript is spliced from 5 exons. Lineage: Eukaryota; Metazoa; Mollusca; Bivalvia; Ostreida; Ostreidae. The coding region runs from base 112 to 1164 and encodes 350 amino acids.